Molecule: messenger RNA, 833 nt
Organism: Tilletiopsis washingtonensis
Lineage: Eukaryota; Fungi; Basidiomycota; Exobasidiomycetes; Entylomatales
Exons: 4
Coding region: 266-805 (179 amino acids)
Biological process (GO): endoplasmic reticulum to Golgi vesicle-mediated transport
Source: RefSeq, a predicted model, not a curated record
AAAAGCUUGUCCUCGAGGGCAGCGUGAGGCAAGACACACGGCUUCAAGGCUCGAGCAGGAAGACCAACACCUGCCGCACGGGAGCGGAGCCAGACGGCGUGGGAGCUGUUCCCGCGCGGCGCGCGUCAUGGCGCCGGAAGCGGAGCCGCAGCGGGCGCCAGCGAGCGAGUUGGCGUCUCUUCGCCUCCUUCGCCUCGCCCUCGACGCUUGUGCAUCCUCGCAUCCACCUUAGCUUCUAUCGUCUCGCCCAUCUGCCUGCUCCGACAUGUCACGACGACCCGGCGCCGACCGGCACGCGCUGCUCGGCGCGUCCGCCUAUCCGCGUUCUCACGCGUCUGCACCACGCGGGCCAUCGCCGUACGAGCAGCCGUAUGCCUCCUCCUCCUCCUCGUCGCAUCCCUACUCCUCUGGAAUCGGUGGCGGGCCAGGCGGCGCAGAAGAGGACAUGUAUGCCGAGUACGGCGCGCCGAAGAAAGAGUAUGCGCCGCCGCUGGGCCGCUGGACCGCAGCUGAGCGCACGGCGCUCGAUCUGGAGGAGCAGAACGAGGCGCACAUUGAGGGCCUGGCGGGCAAGGUGCGGCUGCUCAAGGAGAUCACGCUGGGCAUCGGGCAAGAAGUGCGAGACGGCACGGCGGAAAUGUCGACCCUGUCCGAGGCGUUCAGCACCACCUCGGCCUAUCUAGGCGGCACCUUUCGGCGCAUGAACACCAUGGCCAAGCGCCAGCGAGGGUGGGGCUGCAACAUGCUGCUCUUCGUGCUCUUCGUGGGCUGGAUCUUUGUCUUUCUGUGGUGGUGGCGACGCUAAUACCCAUGCUGCAUGCUUCGAUGCUGGU